CCUUCACAGCCACGCGCUUCUUCUAAUCAGCAGAGAGCGACUCACGCCCGUGCGGAAGUGACGCGGUUCCGAGUCCAGUGGGAGCGGUGGGGGUGAUGAGGGCACUGGGACAGUGGUAGCGGUUGUGUGAAGAUGGAGUUUCCCGGAGGAAAUGACAAUUACCUGACGAUCACGGGGCCCUCGCACCCUUUCCUGUCGGGGGCUGAGACAUUCCAUACACCAAGCUUAGGUGAUGAGGAAUUUGAAAUCCCACCUAUCUCGUUGGAUUCUGAUCCAUCACUGGCUGUCUCUGAUGUGGUUGGCCACUUUGAUGACCUGGCAGACCCUUCUUCCUCACAGGAUGGCAGUUUUUCAGCUCAAUAUGGAGUCCAGACAUUGGACAUGCCUGUGGGCAUGACUCAUGGCUUGAUGGAGCAGGGUGGGGGGCUCCUGAGUGGGGGCUUGACCAUGGAUUUGGACCACUCCAUAGGAACUCAGUAUAGUGCCAACCCACCUGUUACAAUUGAUGUACCGAUGACAGACAUGACAUCAGGCUUGAUGGGGCAUAGCCAGUUGACUACCAUUGAUCAGUCAGAACUAAGUUCUCAACUUGGUUUGAGCUUAGGGGGUGGUACCAUCUUGCCUCCUGCCCAAUCACCUGAGGAUCGUCUUUCAACCACCCCUUCACCUACUAAUUCACUUCAUGAGGAUGGUGUUGAGGAUUUCCGGAGGCAACUUCCCAGCCAGAAGACCGUGGUAGUCGAAGCAGGGAAAAAGCAGAAGGCCCCAAAGAAGAAGAAAAAGAAAGACCCUAAUGAGCCUCAGAAACCAGUUUCAGCAUAUGCUUUAUUCUUUCGUGAUACACAGGCAGCCAUCAAGGGACAGAAUCCUAAUGCCACAUUUGGAGAGGUUUCAAAGAUUGUGGCUUCUAUGUGGGAUAGUCUUGGAGAGGAACAAAAACAGGUAUAUAAGAGGAAAACUGAAGCUGCCAAGAAAGAGUAUCUCAAGGCCCUAGCUGCGUAUAAAGACAACCAAGAGUGUCAGGCCACUGUGGAAACAGUAGAAUUGGAUCCGGUGCCACCAUCGCAGACUCCUUCACCACCUCCUGCGACAGCUGUUGACCCAGCGUCUCCAGCACCAGCCUCCUCUGAGUCCCCUGCCCUGUCCCCUUGCAUUGUUGUUAACUCUACUCUUUCAUCCUAUGUAGCAAACCAGGCACCUUCUGGGCCUGGGGGUCAGCCCAAUAUUACCAAAUUGAUUAUUACCAAACAGAUGUUGCCCUCUUCUAUUACUAUGUCUCAAGGAGGGAUGGUUACUGUUAUUCCAGCCACAAUGGUGACCUCCCGGGGGCUCCAACUAGGCCAAACAAGUACCGCUACCAUCCAGCCCAGCCAACAAGCCCAGAUUGUCACUAGAUCAGUGUUGCAGGCAGCUGCUGCUGCUGCUGCUUCUAUGCAACUGCCGCCACCCCGUCUACAGCCCCCUCCAUUACAACAGAUGCCUCAGCCCCCAACUCAGCAGCAAGUUACCAUUCUGCAGCAGCCUCCUCCACUUCAGGCCAUGCAACAGCCUCCGCCUCAAAAAGUCCGAAUCAACUUACAGCAACAGCCACCUCCUCUGCAGAGCAAGAUUGUGCCUCCACCCACUCUGAAAAUACAGACUACCUUGGUCCCUCCAGCUGUAGAAAACAGUCCUGAGCGGCCUAUGAACAGCAGUCCUGAGGCCCAUACAGUGGAAGCAACCUCUCCUGAGACAAUCUGUGAGAUGAUCACAGAUGUAGUUCCUGAGGUUGAGUCUCCUUCUCAAAUGGAUGUUGAAUUGGUGAGUGGGUCUCCUGUGACACUUUCACCACAGCCUCGGUGUGUGAGGUCUGGUUGUGAGAACCCUCCUGUUGUGAGUAAGGACUGGGACAAUGAAUACUGCAGCAGUGAGUGUGUAGUGAAACACUGCAGGGAUGUCUUCUUGGCCUGGGUGGCCUCUAGAAAUCCAAACACUGUGGUGUUUGUGAAAUAGGCUCUCCUGUUCUCCAAGCCACUGGAGAUUCACCUGCUGGAGCCACGUCCAGAGCCUGUUUCUGAAGCACAAGCCUCUGGUAGUGCCUGAUCACAAUCCGAGAUUUUGCUGCAAGCUUCCCGUGUUCCUGCUUUUGGCAGUGGCCAGGCUAUGGGGCGGGCCACUGAGUUUGCUGUAAUCUGGAAUUGCUUUUUACUUUCAGAAGAAAUACCAGGAUUAUAAUAGAGGAAAGAGUAAAGGGAGUAUAGACAAGCAAAUCAUGGGGAUGGUAGGGCUGGUGGUGGAGGUUGAGGAAAUUUGCUGGUAUAAUUUUGAUAGGACUUGCCUAAAAUAUUAUUAAAAUGAUGGGAAAGUACUCAGCUUUGAUCUAGGUGGAAACACCAUUCUGUGCAUCCAUUUUAAAACAGGGUAGGAGGAGUAGGGGGGUAUAGCUCAGUUGUAGGCAGGCCCUGGGUUUAAUCCCCAGUAACAGAGUAAGAUCAAAAGAUUGUAUUAAAGAUUCCCUCUUAAAACAAACAGAACUAUUACUAUCA
Molecule: messenger RNA, 2525 nt
Organism: Perognathus longimembris pacificus (Pacific pocket mouse)
Lineage: Eukaryota; Metazoa; Chordata; Mammalia; Rodentia; Heteromyidae
Gene: Tox4
Product: TOX high mobility group box family member 4
Exons: 9
Coding region: 133-1992 (619 amino acids)
Biological process (GO): regulation of transcription by RNA polymerase II
Cellular component (GO): nucleus
Molecular function (GO): chromatin DNA binding
Source: RefSeq, a predicted model, not a curated record